Molecule: messenger RNA, 4534 nt
Organism: Frankliniella occidentalis (western flower thrips)
Lineage: Eukaryota; Metazoa; Arthropoda; Insecta; Thysanoptera; Thripidae
Gene: stau
Product: double-stranded RNA-binding protein Staufen homolog 2
Exons: 16
Coding region: 398-2575 (725 amino acids)
Source: RefSeq, a predicted model, not a curated record
GUGGCAAGUCUGCAUUCAGGUGAAAUGGGAGGCAGUGUUCCACUUCUUGAACUAGGCCAACUAUUAGGCAAAAGAUUUCCCAAGCCCCAUUUAUUGAAGGGCUAUUCCUCGUCAAGUGUUUGAACUUUACGCGCCGAACAGUAUUAUCUGUUGUAACGUCACUGCAUUUGGCAACGGCGCAAUACUUAAAACGUCAGUCAUUUGCGUUUACUUAAAACCGAUCAGCCGGCAACUGCAUCUCAGGGGUUGUGAAUGUCGUUCGUUUUCUUAAUUUCGGAGGUACAACUACCGUCAUGAGUGUAAAUCUUCGCUCAUUUCUCUAUGACAUGGAAAACCUGAUUCGACCUUAAGCCUGAAAAGACUGUUGCUCAUACCAAACAAGGAGCUUAGUGGCAGGAUGACACUUCGCACAAACAUUGGACUCACUCACAGGCCUGGUACUCUGGCAACCAUGCCCUCCCCUGUUAUGGUGCAGUCUGCCCCAGCUCAACCAUCUGGAUAUGACACAGGUCUUUCAGUCAUGGAACCCAAGGCCAAUGAAAUUAUUGAACAGAAUGAAAAUGGUGGAGCUGAGGCAACUAAUAUCAAUAACUUAUUGGCAAACAAUAAAGAAAAGACGCCAAUGUGUCUGGUUAAUGAGUUGGCUCGGUACAACAAGAUCCCUCAUCAGUACCGGCUUACAAAUGAACAGGGACCAGCACAUCGCAAACAGUUUACUGUUACACUUAAACUAGGUGAAGAAGAAUACACAGCAGAGGGGGCUAGUAUUAAAAAAGCUCAACAUCAAGCAGCAAGUAUUGCACUUUCAAAGACAAACUAUAAGCACCCACCCUCUAAGCCUCGUUCUAACAUCCGUGUCGGAAAAAAUAAUAUUACACCUACUGUUGAACUAAAUGCAUGGGCUAUGAAGAGAGGGGAGCUGGCAACUUAUCACAUGAUACCUAAUGCCUUGCCACCUAUUCCUCAUGUGGGACCGCCAUGCCCAGCAAUGGCUCCAGGUUUGGGUCCCAUGACAAAUUACAUGCCUCCUGUAGGACCACCACCUCAUAUGCCCUACCCUGGAUAUAGUAACUUUAGACCUCCAUAUAAUCAUCAUCAGGUUGAAUUUCAGAUUCGACCUCCAAACCCCUGUGGAGAAAUGGCAGCGUGGGGACCUCCCCGACCCACUAUCAAUAUGUAUGCAAGACCUCACCUAUCAAAAUAUGAACAGCAGCGGUAUUAUGCAAAGCCAUCAAUCUAUCCUGGAGGUCAUCCAACCUUCACUGUCAUGGUUAAAGUUGGAACUCGUGAAUUUCUUGGGGAAGGAGCCACUGCACAGCUAGCAAGGCAUGCUGCUGCAGCAAAGGCAUUAGAUGAAAUUCGUCAAUUACCUCUUCCAGAUGAAAAGAUCUCCCCAGUUUCUGAAAAUGGAACUUUGCCAGUUAAAGAAGAAACUGGGUCAGAGAUAAAGUCACCCAUCUCACUAGUUCAUGAAGUUGCCUUACGACGUAAUCUGACUGUAAAGUUUGAAGUUGUCAGAGUUACUGGUCCACCUCACAUGCGUUCUUUCCACACUGUUUGUACAGUGGGUGAGUUUACUACAGAAGGCAUUGGAAAUGGAAAGAAGUUAUCAAAGAAAAGAGCAUCUGAAAAAAUGCUUGAAGAGUUAAAAAAGCUACCACCUGAAUCACCAUGUGUAGUAGCAGCAGUUGUCCCAGCAAAUGCAAAAGUCAAGCGAAAACCUACACAAAAGAAAAAAUCUAGAAACCUUAUCAAGGAGCCUAAACCUGCAUCACCUGUUGAAAGUCCUACCCAUUCAGUCGUGCCAGAAAAAGAAGAAAUGAACCCUAUUUCUCGUUUGAUACAAAUACAACAGGCUAAGAAGGACCAAGAACCACUGUAUAAACUUGAAGAAGAAAAGGGGGCACCAAGGCGUAGAGAAUUUGUAAUGUCUGUCAAAGUAGGAGAUAUUGUUUGCAAAGGCACUGGACCAAACAAAAAAUUAGCUAAACGAGCUGCUGCAGAAGCUAUGCUGCUUGAAUUAGGAUAUAGCCGUCCUCCAUCUGGUUCAUCAGGAGGAGCUUGUUUGAAAAAUUCUAAUGGAAAAGAAACGAGAAAGGUCCCAGAUACUCCCUCAGUUGGUGGAACUAGUGGGCGACAACUUGUACCAGGUCUCUUAUUAGUUCCAGAUAGUAAUUAUGUUCCACCGGUUAAGGGCACAGUCAUAUCUCCAGCUACCUCAUCCAUGGCUAAAGAACUACUUCAAACUGGAAAAACUGGAGCUGACCCACAAUCGUCUGAAAAUACAACUGUUGUCAGUCCUAAAGAUCAGCUGUUGUACUUAGCUCAAUUAUUGGACUUCAAAGUACAGUUUUCAGAUUUUCCAAAGGGUAAUCACAGUGAAUAUUUGAGCUUGGUAACUUUGUCCACCGCACCCCCUCAUGUUUGUCAUGGAGCUGGUCAUACUGUUGAGGCAUCCCAUGAUCAGGCGGCUCUAACAGCAUUAAAAAUGCUUGCUGAAAUGGGUCUUGAUAUGUUUUCAAAUAAGAAAGAAACUUCUCCUAGCCCAACACCCUCAAACACAGUAGAGGGUUGAUCACUUUGAUAUAAAGUAUGAAAUUAAUGAAAGAAUCACUGAUUGAAUAUUUUGUAUCGCCAAGAUUAGUAAUUUUCUCAUUUUAUUUUACAUUCAAGUCCUCAGAUAACUGCUAUUCAAUUUAUUAGCCUUCCGUUAAUGUUCAGAAGAAAAUAAUUUAAAUGCAGCAUUUAACAUAAGCCAACAGCCAUGAUAAACAAAUAGAUCAGGAUGCAGGUUGCGGCCACCCUGCAUCCAGAUCAUAAUUUUGUGAAUUUAAAAAUUAUUUUGAGCUGGGUUAAUGUUUACUUUGUUAAACAUUACGCCAGUAGGUGCCAAGCAUAUUCAAGCCAUCCAUUAUUGCUUCACAAGCCAGAAGUGAUGCAAUAACAAAGGCUCGGAGGGAGUACAGUCAAUUUCCGUUAGUGCGACCCCACUGGGACCGCGGCCCAAAAACGUUAUAACGGGGAAAUCGUUGUAUCCGAUAGCAUUAACAAGAAAACUAAUGCCAUGGGACGGCGGAAAAAAUCGUUAUAACGGGGAAAUCGUUGUAUCCGGGGGUCGUACUAACGAGUUUUGACUGUAUAAUGUACUGUACCAUCCCUAUUUGCUGCCAAAUUUAUUCUGAGAUUCUGUUUUACAUGUCAUAUACUUUGAUUUCUCUUUGAUUUAACAAUCUAUGUAUAAAGGUAAUUACUAUUCCUCCUCAUUGGCAAAAGGCCAGAUUUGUGUUUUGCAUUUUACUUUUUAAUUUAUGCAGUCUUAGCAUUUGCUACAAAUAGGAUAGAAAGACAUUUUAGUCUGUCUAAAACCUUUCUAAAUCUCUAAGCCUUCACAGUAAGUUGUUGAGAAUUUGCUCUGAUUUGAGCUCAUAUUUGGCAGCAAAGAAGUCAGUAUUGUAUUAAAGAAAUGUUACUGUUACAUGCCCGGCACACAGUAGAAAAAUACUUCAAAAAAGUGUCUUUGUUCUGUGUGCCUAAGUGAUAGGUAUGUCAUAGUGUUGAAUUUAAAGGAACAAUGAGUUUGAACAAUGACUCCUCAUUUGAAGUCAGCAUUUUAACAACCAAAGACUUUGAUGCACUGCAUUAUUAUAUUUUAUAUACUGCAUCAAUAAUGCUAUUUUAAAGAUAUCCAAUUUAUGUCCCAAUAAGAGGGUCAAAUCUCAAAAUGUUUAGGUAAGCCUUUUUUUUUCUUUUUUGAGUAAAUAUUGCUGGAAUCUUGUGGGUUCCCUUAGUUGCUACUUUAAGCUUUGAUUGGUUUUGUCUAUUACCUUCUUAGUGUUUUAUCAAAUGCCUUUUUUGUUUUUUGUUUUGGUAGAAUCUUUCAUUCCUAAGUGCCUAUGUGUAGCUCUGUUACUUUCUUUUUUUUCUUUGUAAGUGUAUGUUGAGUUGUGUACUAGAUCAAGGUACAUUUAAUCUUUAACAAUACCUACUUUUGUGACGCAUAAGACUAUAAUCAUCAAUAAUAUAUUGGCUGUUUGAAUGAAUUAUUCUAUUGCACUUACUUACAAAGUAAGUGUUUGACCAUAACUCAAGGUUUUAUUUCAACCAAAUAAUGCAUUGUGAUGGUUUUAUUUAACUUAUUUUCCCUAUGGCAUCUGAUGUCUGUACAUCAUUUCUACAGUGAUUCAACAGAUAGUAUUUGUAUUCAGUUCAUUUGUUGGUAUUAUUAAUAUCCUCACAUAAUUCAUAUCUGUUUUGUGUUGCAAUUUUUAGCAAUGUCCUUCAUCUCUUCUAUCAAUCAAUUUACUUGUUCCUUUUGUAGUGCACAUGACAUAAGAAAGAGAGGACAUACUUUGUUGACCAUUUAAUAUUUCUCAUUUCUAUGUCAUGUCAAUGAUUGUUGUCAAUCUUUGUCAAUCUCAAAUAGCAAAGAUCAUGUCAUUGUGAUUAGAUUUAUUUCGUUCCAGUAAAUCAGUGAAACUGUUUUAUCUGGCAGUCAAUUUUCCUUAUUUUUACAAAUAAAUUUUUGAAAAACUUU